AUGUCGCAGUCAAUCAAUUGCGUUGGCAUGAAAGUCGAUGCCUAUAUCCUGAACAAUUCAGUCGUAGGAGAUAGCUUCUUUCUGGCCCCGGUUCAUCCACCACGUUAUGAGACCCUGUCGUCGGGCGAUUUUAACUCGCGGCCAGACGUUGAGGAUCCCAUUGAUCUGAGAAAUGCUUCACCCUGGAGCGUCAAUCCGCGGAUAGCAGAUAUCGAAACGGGCCAAGUUCUGAAGUCCAAGCUUGGUAUAUAUCUUCACUGGUGUCUGCCCAAGCAGUUUAGGCUAGGAACCGCAGAUGGAGAUGUGAACCAAAGUCUGGAAAGCACUGGGCCAGUGCAAUAUGAAGCGGUGCCCGACAGAUGGCUCAUUUUCCGCCACAUCGCAGAGUCCCAGCCAGAUACCCCGGCCCUAGAAAUAUUUCUAGUAGAGGGCAACAAAGUCCGAAGUGUCAGCCAAAUCCUCGAUGAAGGAGGCAACCCCCAGUCCGUUUCAUCGCCAUUCAUUGAUAGGGGCCUUCCAACGGAAGAUCAAAUCAAAACAGUUCUAGGGCAGGUCUCACGUCUUCCGCAAGACUGGAGCGGUGUACAAAAUGAUCCCGCCCACUAUCGCAGUCCCCUCACCGUUUUGGGAUCGGGCAACCCUCUGUUCGCGGACUUCAUACCUCAUAACUCAGCUGUGUUUAGCUUCCAUGAUAACUUGACAAAGGAGGGUGGCGAACCCGGCUCAAUUGAGAGCGCAAAGAUCAAUUAUUCUGUUUACGGCUUUUUCGCCAAAGACGCCCUCGAACUUGCGUCUGACAACCCAAGCAAACCAUCAACGCCGGUCUCGGUAUGCUGGGGAUCGCUUUAUUCUGUCCAUUAUCAGAGGGAUGCUGCACCUAGCAAGAUCAAGGCGGCAGAAAAGGCCCAGCUAUUCGCGGACACACAGCCAGUUGGCGUAGGCAACGACGUGAUGGAUGCUUGCGUUGCCUUGUUAAGAGGUUCUUCAGCAGAAGACGCAUCCAUGGCCGAAGCCUUCGAGAGUCUCAAGAGCGAUGCUUCUCUACAACAAUCCAACUCACAACUUGGCCGCGCAUCAAUAGCAGCUACCAACUUCAAGGGUACACAUGGCGGAUUUUGCUGGCGAGUCAAGAAACAGGAAGAAAAAGGUGCUUCGUUUGGUAGUAAUUCGUUUUCACAAGUCCAACAGCCAAACAUACCAAAUGCAGAGCAGAAGAGAGUGCUACGCCAGCUGAACGUGAUGCAAGACUAUCUGGAUGCUCUCUGUCGUCGGAAAAGGUACACAAGACAUCUGGUCUUUUGUGAGUGGUGGAAACACCGGAGCCUAAUCGGUAGACGCGACGGUCUUUCUGUGCAGCGCAGAUCUCGGUGCACUACAAGAGCUAAACGGCUACUAGAGGAGAUGCAAAGCCUCACCAUCUUGAUAAGGUCAGCAGAGAUUCAGAUCCUGUCGGUCCUGGAUGGAUCACUGCCCCAUGGACCGUUUGAAAAGGAAGAGACCAGCAAGUUCUUUUCUCAUACCGACCCUGCGUUCGUCCUCAGAAACAUGGGCAGCGGGUGGCCAGACAAAUGGGAUUCUAAACCCACCACCAUCGAUUCUGACACUUUCAACUCAUGGCUUGCUACGAACGCCGAGGCCCUUAGAAAAUGGACAGAGGCUACACCUUUUGUGAAGGAAGGGGCGCCAACUACUGAAGCUCGUAUUACUGAUCUCUGGGAGCACAUCAACGAUCAUAGUGGGCUCCGCAAGCUUCCGAUCGAGCUUCGUCAAUGUUUGACCAAUACUAUGUUGGCUUUUACCAAGGAGAUUUUAUCAGAGACACCAGGCAAGAAUGCACUAAUUCAGAACCCUUCGUGGGAAGAAUGUUGCUGGGACGGUCAGCCAUGGCUUCCGCUGUUUGUGGACUGGGAGGUGGAGUACGUCAACAUCCCGAGCAGAAUGUGGCAAUUGACAUACAACGAUGACGGCACAGUGCAGUAUGGCCUCGACACUGAUCAGAAGCUGUCGGAUCUGACACUGGGCUCUCGUAAGUUUUCUGGACGAAGCAUUCUGCAACCAGGUGGCCAGAAGCUUAUCCUGGGGCUCCUUGAUAUGAUGCACCGUACAGUCCCUAUUGCCUCUGGCGAUGUGGAUCCGGUGAAGGCCUUUGCAGCAGAGUUCCUCGGAGGCCAGAACUUGCUCUUUGGUCGACUUGACGGGUUCACCGAUCAUCUUCUCACUCUUUGCCAAGGAGCUCAUGCUAUACCCACGAGUGAAGGGGCGCCUAGCCCAGGGGAAGAGAUAUUUGCAGAGGCAGAAUCUCUCAAUAUCUUUUACGGGGGUCCAGCGGACUCCUCAUCCGGUGGUCUUGAUGUUACUCCCUACGGAACUUACCAUGAGGGCUUAUCGUAUGAGACCUUGAUCAGCACUGAUGCCGUGGAUCAUAAGAAUCGGUUCUUUCAACCGGUGACACACGGCCAAGCACGACUGACCCAGUUCAAGAUCGUUGACCGUUUUGGACAGGUCAUAUGUGCCCACGAUCCGCGACCAGAACAACCAAAAGCAACUCUAUAUCCUCACAUUGGGUCUUCGCUGCUGUGUGAGCCAGACAGUGACGCUUCACCAAAUACAGCAUUUGCGACCGUUAAUGAAGCAGAAGAUUGUGAAUGGUUUCAACUUGUUCCACGGAUCAAUCAGGAUGCUCGGAUGCACGCUGAAUUUCUGUGUGGAGGAGCCGAAGGCGACACUCCUGUUUUUGCAUGGCUGCUCAUAAACUUUCACAAUCAGUCUAUACAGGUGUAUGAUAGGAACAGGACUUUCAAGGGCGAGGCCAUGCUUCCCUCUGGGCCCAACGAAUCGGUCCAUUGGCAUUCGCUCAUAGGGGUUGACGUUUCUUCUGACAUCCUUCCACAUAUGAUGCGCGACGAACAUGACUUCCGGCUUCAGGCUCGGCUGGAUAAAUUUGACAUAUCGGCACUAAAAGGGUCCAAGCAGCCGAUGUCGCUGGAUGAUCUAAUCGCAUCAAUGUCACAUGCCCCUUUCAUUAUUGGCCUCUGGAAGACCAUAGUUGCUGCUCAGGAUCAUAUUCAAGCACCGCCAGCCCAGCAAUUCUCUCAGUUCCCUUCUGCUCUUGUCGGCCGUCCCGUUGCUCUCGCACAUCUGUCAUUGGGGAUCGAGCUUGCAACUCCACCUAUGCAUAGUCAGGCCUUUGCUGAUUAUGCUGAAGAUGAGAACGACAGUAUCUCUGGGGAGACUGGAGACGAGGAACUGACUCGAUACGAGUUUGGUAUCAAACUAGGCGACAUGCUGGGUCACCAAGAUGGAUUGAUAGGGUAUUUCACAACUCCAGAAGAUGGCAAGGCUUGGAACGUUAUCACCGACUAUGCCAUCGGCGAUGUGGCCUUGCCGAACGUUAGGCACUCGGGUGAUGCACCUCCUCUCACACUGUCCCCCAGCUAUCCUCCCGUGCUCUCUUCGGGUUCGCCAUCGCCCUCCAACAUCAACAAUGAGGCAAGUAACUACCAGAAGCGGAAAGCAGAGGCCUUGCAGUCCUGUCUCAUAACUGUACUCCUGGAUCCCUUCCUUCCAAUCCAUAUACGCUCAGGGAUAUUCCCUGCAGUCCAAGCUCAGCUAAACCGGAAUGACGUAGAGCAAGACCUUCAAAAUCUCGGCGUUUGGUUCCGCUCAGGUCCUGUCAUUAUCGGAUCUCGUGGCUCAGACCCUGUUUCUGCAGCGGACGGCAAAAUGCGAAUACAAGUUAUCGGCGAUGGAAAAGAUCCGAAGGCUCCUCUUGUGCCAGUGCAUACCAUGCCGACCACGACGUCUGGUGCCGAGUGGCAGUGGGUACAGCCUGUAGUGGAUGAGACCAAAGAGAAGAGGGAUGUUGGUGAUUUGACUAGUGAAGUGAGAUAUGUGCAUUUGGGUGUCACGGAUCCACUGAGGGAAGGAUUUGAUGCAACAGUAGGAGCGGAUAACGAGAAGGCCAAGGAAGAUGACAUCGAGGUAGCUGUUGCCUUAGAUGGAUAUCUACUGUUAAGGCCGAGCAAGAAGAAUGGCAAGUAG
Molecule: messenger RNA, 4041 nt
Organism: Fusarium tjaetaba
Lineage: Eukaryota; Fungi; Ascomycota; Sordariomycetes; Hypocreales; Nectriaceae
Exons: 2
Coding region: 1-4041 (1346 amino acids)
Source: RefSeq, a predicted model, not a curated record